CGAUACUCUACGCGUUGCCUCGGCCCUUGCAGCAUGCCAUGCCCGUGCCACACCGUGACUUGGGCCCACUCUUGGGCAAACACGGCUUCGGCGAAGUCAAGAAGAUUGGAGAAGGUUCCUUCGGGAAGGCGCUGCUGGUGCAGGCGGAGGACGGCGCCAAGCUGGUGUGCAAGGCCGUGGAUGUGAGCGCCGCCAGCUCCAAGGAGACCCAGGAUGCUAUCAAGGAGAGCAGGCUUUUGGCGGCCUUGAAGCAUCCCUACAUUGUACGAUAUCGACACAGCUUUCACGAGCAAGGGUGGCUUUGCAUCUUUAUGGACUACUGCGAGGGCGGGGACCUCUCGAAGAUCAUUGAGUCAGCCAAGAGGAGGAGCCAGCGGCUUCCAGAAGAACAAGUGCUACGCUGGAUCACUCAAGCUCUGCUGGCCUUGAAAUACAUUCACGAGAAGCAUGUCCUUCACCGGGAUUUGAAGUCGGGGAACUUUUUCAUCUCCAGCAGCGGCAAUCUGAAGAUGGGCGACUUCGGAAUUGCCAAAGUGCUCUCCAGCACUCUUGCAUGUGCCAGGACUCAGAUUGGAACCCCCUACUACCUGAGCCCGGAGGUUUGCCAGGAGAAGCCCUACGCGUGGCCAUCUGACAUUUGGGCCAUGGGCUGCAUCCUCUACGAGCUGUGUGCGCUCAAGGUUCCAUUCGAUGCACCAAAUAUUUCAACGCUGGUGCAGAGGAUUUGCCGGGGGCCGACGCCUGCGCUGCCGUCCAGCUACUCGGACUUCCUGCGGCAGCUGAACACGGAGAUGCUGAGCAGGAAUCCUGCACAUCGCCCCAGUGCUGAGACGAUUUUGCAGCGUCCUCCCAUGCAAGCCAUGGUGAAACACAUGUUGGAGGAGGCGCAAGCAGCUCAGGAAGGCCGCGACCGCAUGAGCAGCGGCCACAAGACGCAUGACACGCCUCUGCCGCCCCCGCCGCCACCGGCGCCGGCACCUGGAGUAUCUGGGCCUUAUGCAGACUUUGCCGGGACAUACCGGAAGGGUGACUUUAUCGAGUACCAUUCGAGCACCCACAAGGAGUGGCUUCCAGCCCAAAUCAUCGAUGCUGAUCAAGAAGGUCGGAUCGUGAUUGAUCUGAAGCCCGGCACCUGGAUCGCGCGGGCGGCGCAGGCCAUGCAGGUUCGGCCCCGGAGGACUUCGCCGCCUGUACCCGCGCCCGCCGUCGCACCAAUGCGUCAGCGCAGCCCGCGGCGGCAGCGAAGUCCGUCGGUAGGACGACCAGCCCGCGAAUUCGCAAUCCUGCGGGAGCCUUCACCGUGGCACCGGCCAGGCGGAAGCCGUGAGCCAUCGCCACGUCGGCAUCGGGAGCCAUCACCACUGGCAGGCGGAAGCCCCCAUCCGGAGCCAUCGGCACCCUUUGGGAGGCCCAGCAGAUCAGUCAAUGCGGCAGGUGCUGUCAUCGCCGGGCUUUGAAGCACCCGGCCCUAGAUCCCCUCAAGGCUCAGGCCUCCCCUUAUAUAAGUCAGAGGCAAAGGCGGCAAGAGAGAGG
This is a messenger RNA of Effrenium voratum, 1533 nucleotides long. The record is from the annotation of a GenBank genome assembly. NCBI's taxonomy places the organism in Eukaryota, Dinophyceae, Suessiales, Symbiodiniaceae.